Papaver somniferum (opium poppy) is the source of this 1145-nucleotide messenger RNA. RefSeq names its product protein LIFEGUARD 2-like. Gene Ontology annotation, cellular component: membrane. The record is from RefSeq and is a predicted model, not a curated record. The transcript has 4 exons. Bases 185 to 922 code for a protein of 245 amino acids. NCBI's taxonomy places the organism in Eukaryota, Viridiplantae, Streptophyta, Magnoliopsida, Ranunculales, Papaveraceae.
ACCUCUCCUUUCUCUUCUGGAAAAAAACCCUAGUCAUAUUUUCUCUGCGUACAAAGAACAACAAUCGUUAUUGUUGCGUGCAAACAACGGGAAAGCAAAGAGCAACCCCAAGAUAUCUAAUUCAAUAACAGUUCUACACCAAUUCAUACUUUUCAAACGUCAAGUUUUUUGGGGGUAAGCAACUAUGAAUAUGCAACCACCACCAUUCGGAAAGAAUGGUGAUAUUGAAGCCGGCAAUUCACAACUUUAUCCAAACAUGCUUGAAAACCCACAGCUACGAUGGGCAUUCAUCCGGAAAGUCUACGUGAUCUUAUCGCUCCAAUUACUUUUAACGGUUGCUGUUGCCGCCGUCGUCGUUGCGGUUCACCCUAUUGCAGAAUUCAUUGUUUCGACUACGGCUGGAUUAGCUAUUUAUGUUGUUCUGGCCAUCUUGCCAUUCAUAAUUUUGUGUCCUUUGUAUUUCUAUCAAAAGAAACAUCCUGUGAACUUAUUGCUCCUUGGUUUGUUCACAAUUUCCAUUUCGUUCACGCUCGGGCUAGCGUGCUCGUUCAGGAGUGGCGAGGUUAUAUUGGAGGCAGCAAUUCUGACUGCUGUGGUGGCCGUAAGUCUUACGCUCUACACCUUUUGGGCAGCAAAAAGAGGGCAUGAUUUCAAUUUCCUUGGGCCUUUCUUAUUUGCUGCCACAUUAGUUCUCAUGGUCUUUGGUCUCAUUCAGUUCUUAUUUCCCUUGGGAAAGUUGUCCGUCAUGAUAUACGGUUGCUUGGCUGCCAUUAUUUUCUCUGGGUAUAUCAUCUACGACACAGACAACCUUAUUAAGCGCUUCACGUAUGACGACUACAUUUGGGCUUCAGUCUCGCUUUAUUUGGACAUCAUCAACCUCUUCACAGCUUUACUUACCAUCUUGGGCGUUGCUGACGGUUGAUGGCGGGAAACAAUAAUUCAUUCUUUAACAACAUGUUAAAAACUCCAACCUUAUAGAUUAAAAUUCAAAUGUAUCUUACUAACAUGCUUAGUUUUCUUUUGAAUGUUAUAUAUUAGUAUUGGUUUUCAACCCUUAAAUAUGUAACAUGAUCAAAAUUGGAGAGUGCUUCGAGCCUUCGAGGCACUCUCUCUUAACAUAUGUAGAGCAAGGGUUCACUUUAUGA